AUGACUGAGGCUGAGACCAGAUAUCCCCAAAUGGAGAAGCUGGCCCUCGCUUUAGUCACAUCGGCCCGAAGACUUAGGCCGUACUUCCAGGCACACACUGUUCUAGUACUUACAAACUUGCCCCUGAAGAAUAUCUUCCUUAAGCCUGAAACAUCAGGGCGUCUGAUGAAGUGGGCAUUGGAAUUGAGCGAGUACGACAUCCAGUUCGGGCCAAGAACCGCGUUAAAAGGGCAAGCAGUGGCAGACUUCAUCGCGGAGCUUACCCCACCGUCCCAGUCGACCGAGUCCGACCUCUCGUGGACGAUCUAUGUUGAUGGAUCUUCCAAUGAGAGGGGGUGCGGGGCAGGAAUUCUCUUGCUCGCACCGGGUGGCGAGCGAUUUGAGUACGCUCUGCGAUUCAACUUUCGGACUUCAAACAAUGAGGCCGAAUACGAAGCACUCCUGGCAGCGUAUGAGACCGAUCUGGCUAGAUCGGUCCCGGUCGAGAUCUUGGACAGCCCUUCAAUCUUGGAGCCAGAUAUGAUGAAGGUUGACACUUCAUCACCCUCUUGGAUGGACCCAAUCGUGGAGUUCAUCAAAGGAAAUCCACCGCAAGAUCCGAAGGAGCAAAGGAAGAUGGCACGGAGAGCAGCUCGAUUCACACUCCGAGAAGGAGCGUUGUACCGACGUGGCUUCUCCCUGCCUUUGCUUAAGUGUGUGACUCCCGAAGAAGGCCUUUACAUUCUUAGAGAAAUCCAUGAAGGGUGGGGGGUAGAUAUCAUAGGUCCUUUUCCCCUGGGCAAAGGACAAACCAAGUUCGCCGUUGUCGCUGUGGACUACCUCACCAAGUGGGCCGAAACCGAGGCACUAUCCCACAUCACAGAGUCCAGAGUCACAUCUUUCAUAUGGGCAAACGUUGUAUGCCUUUUUGGUAUACCAAAUGCUAUUGUGACAGACAACGGAAAGCAGUUUGAUAACGCGAAGUUCAAGGACUUUUGCAGUAACCUGGGAAUACAUCAUCUCAGCUCGUCCCCUGCUCAUUCAAAGGCCAACGGGCAGGUCGAAGCAGUAAACAAAAUCACAAAGCGGGGACUCAAGCUGAGAUUGGAUUCCAGAAAGGGACGAUGGGCCGAGGAGCUACCUGAAGUAUUAUGGUCGUAUCGGAUCACCCCGAGAGAGUCAACUGGUGAAACUCCGUUCUCACUAGCCUUUGGCUCUGAAGCUGUUGUACCAGUUGAGAUCGGCAUACCAACAGACAGAGUAGAGCAAUCUGAAAACUCCAAUGCUGAUGCCUUAGCCAAAUUGGCAUCAGCAUAUGAGACCGAUCUGGCUAGAUCGGUCCCGGUCGAGAUCUUGGACAGCCCUUCAAUAUUGGAGCCAGAUGUGAUGGAGGUUGACACUCCAUCACCCUCUUGGGUGGACCCAAUCGUGGAGUUCAUCAAAGGAAAUCCACCGCAAGAUCCGAAGGAGCAAAGGAAGAUGGCACGGAGAGCAGCUCGGUUCACACUCUAA
This is a messenger RNA of Momordica charantia (bitter melon), 1491 nucleotides long. NCBI's taxonomy places the organism in Eukaryota, Viridiplantae, Streptophyta, Magnoliopsida, Cucurbitales, Cucurbitaceae. The record is from RefSeq and is a predicted model, not a curated record.